Molecule: messenger RNA, 1358 nt
Organism: Paramecium octaurelia
Lineage: Eukaryota; Ciliophora; Oligohymenophorea; Peniculida; Parameciidae
Source: the annotation of a GenBank genome assembly
AUGAAAAAGAAUAACAAUAAGAAAACAACAAAUACGAAGGUUAAAGUCAAUCCAUGUUCAAAUGAUCGUUACUACAUGGAUUAAUCUAUUGAUGAAGAGGUCUACAUUAAAAAUAAUUAUAAAGUUGUUAGAGAAUUGGGGAGAGGUGGUUAUGGAGUUGUUUACAAAGCGUAUAUUAAUUAUUCUAACUAUGUAGUGUUGGAUUGAAUCAAGGUCAAAUUGAUAAAAACAAAAAAUAUGCCAUCAAGGUUAAUUUUUCUACUGUGUCUCCAGAGCUAAUAUUUGCUGAAAUCGGAUUUUUGAAAUUAAUUUAUGGCAAAGAAAAUAUGCCAUAAUUGGUUAAUUUGUUCCUUAUUGAUCAAAAAAUAUAUAUCGUCAUUGAGUACUUUACAUACAAACCCUUCAUUGUAUCACUCCUACUAUAUUUUAGACCUUCUUUGCUACUUUUGAUAUGAUGGAAAUCAGACGAUACUUAUAUGAACUACUUAAAGCCCUGAAUGUAUUGAAAUAGAAUGGAAUUUAUCAUCGUGACGUUAAACCUGGAAACUUUCUCUAUAAUCCAAAGGCAGGCAAAGGAAUCCUAAUUGAUUAUGGCCUAAGCGAAAUUGAUAGGUCCUUCGUUGCCAAAUUGAUUGAAAAGGAGAAAGAAUUAUCCAAGAAGGUAUGGAUAUUCUAUCAACUUUAAGCAUCCCCAAUCAGAUGAAGUCUAAGAAAUUAGAAGGAAGAUUAAUUUAUACAAUGAAAUCCAAAAAACUAUAGAUUAAAUUGGAAAUAAUAAAAUCGGUACAGAGAGUUUUAUGCCCUUAGAAAGCAUAUUGCAUUACCAAGUAUUUAUAGAUAAAUAACUAUUGAAGGAUCAAUCAUAUGAAGUGGAUAUGUGGGCUGUAGGAGUUAUAUUCCUACAAUUUUUGACCAAGAAGUACAAUUUAUUCAGUAAUGUCCGGAUGAUCAAUAAGCCUGUUGUGAAUAAAAACUUUUUUUAUGUCAACUUCAUACUAGAACUAGCUAGUUUGUUCGGUUCUGAAUAAGUGAAAUAGAUAUGUGAACAGUUUGGUAAAAAUUACAUCAUUUAUAUGAAAAUAGAAUAUGAUCUUAAAUUGCCUUCAGUUGUUGCAACCAAACCUGUGUAAUGGAAAUCAAUUAUACAUAUUGAUGGAUUUGAUAACGAUGCUGAAGAUUUGCUUUCAAGAUUACUCUGCUUAAAUCCAAAAUAGAGAAUCAAAGUUGAAGAUGGAUUGACGCAUCCCUUUUUUAAGCCUUUAUUGGAAUAAGAAAAACAAACAUAAACAAAUUUCUAAGAUAAUUAAGAAAUAAUGCAAUAAAAACUAUAAGAAAAUUGAAUUUAUUUGAUAUUUUAU